Molecule: messenger RNA, 3237 nt
Organism: Sphaeramia orbicularis (orbiculate cardinalfish)
Lineage: Eukaryota; Metazoa; Chordata; Actinopteri; Kurtiformes; Apogonidae
Gene: slc27a1a
Product: solute carrier family 27 member 1a
Exons: 13
Coding region: 425-2371 (648 amino acids)
Biological process (GO): medium-chain fatty acid transport; long-chain fatty acid metabolic process; long-chain fatty acid import into cell
Cellular component (GO): mitochondrial inner membrane; endoplasmic reticulum membrane; plasma membrane
Molecular function (GO): oleoyl-CoA ligase activity; long-chain fatty acid transmembrane transporter activity
Source: RefSeq, a predicted model, not a curated record
UCAGCAACGACCCCUAUUCAAUAUGGAGUACAGAAAAUAGCCUAUUCACUGCAUUUCCCUGCUCCCAUUCACAUUUCGGUUUGUUAUGCCAGUCGGGCCCGUCCUGUGAGCUCUCCUCUUGGAUGCUGGGUAACGGGACGUCUUCACGUACGUCGGACAUACUUGAAAUACCGAUUGAAUUGUAACGUUUUAACACGAAACAACAACCGCGCGGACGAGCAAGUGAACUGUAAAACUGUCCUGACACUUUAAAAAACUUCCGACUUGCGUGAAACUGGGUCAUUUUGAAUCUUCAACGUGUUGUCGGCAGCUCAGAGGAAGACCUGAACACGCCAAAAGUUCCGCCAAAGUUGAGUAAAAGUUGUGCAGAGCAACGGAGUAAUCGGGUGAAAGGUGACAGCCAUUCAGUGCGUUGACUCGUAGAAUGCACAAUGUGGCGAGUGUCUCAGCCUCUCUGGGAUCAGUGGGACUGUUACGUCUCUUCGGGGUGUCCUGGUCCUGGACUCUAGCAGCAGGCCUGGGUGUGUAUCUGGGCACCAGAAGUUGGAAAUACUUCUACAUUGCAGCCCGCACUGCCAAAAGAGACCUGAAUGGCCUGUAUGUGCUGUUGAGGGUGAAGGUGGCUUUGUGGCGUUACAUGCGAAAUGGAAGCAAUAUUCCUUCCAUCUUUGCCCAGACAGUAAAACUCCACCCAAACAAACCAGCACUGAUCUAUGAGGCCACAGGGGAGACCUGGACCUUCACCCAACUGGAUGAACUGUCUAAUGCUGUCGCCCACUGGGCCAGAGGUCAAGGAUUGGUGUCUGGAGACGUGGUGUCGCUCUUCAUGGAAAGCAGGCCGUUACAGGUAGCGCUUUGGCUGGGAUUGGCUAAGGUGGGGGUUGAAGCAGCACUCAUCAACUUUAACCUCCGCCAUGACUCCCUGCUGCAUUGUCUUGGGGUGUCAGGGUCACGGGCUAUCGUGUUUGGAGCUGAACUCGCCGAUGCCAUGCUGGAGGUGAAUUCCUCUGUCAGCCAAUCCAUAUUACGGUUUUGUACUGGAGAGAUCAGUACAGAACAUCUGGCAAAUCUGGGUUCUCAGCAUCUGGAUCCACUUUUAGCCUCUGCAGCGAGAUAUCCACCUUCACCUUGCUCUCCUCCCAAGAACAUGAAUGAUCGUCUGUUUUAUAUUUACACUUCAGGCACCACAGGACUGCCCAAAGCUGCCAUUGUGGUACACAGCCGUUACUACAGAAUUGCUGCUUUUGGGUAUUUUGCUUUCCGCAUGCGACCUGAUGACAUCAUCUAUGACUGCCUGCCUCUCUACCACUCAGCCGGUAAUAUAGUAGGAGUAGGUCAGUGUCUGAUCCAUGGUCUCACUGUCGUUGUGAAGAAGAAAUUCUCUGCCAGUCGAUUCUGGGAAGACUGCAUUAAAUACAACUGCACUGUUGUGCAGUAUAUUGGGGAAAUCUGCCGAUAUCUCCUGUCUCAGCCAGUGCGGCCAUCAGAGAAGGGUCACAAAGUCCGACUGGCGGUGGGAAAUGGGUUACGACCCAGUGUGUGGGAGGCUUUUACAGAACGGUUUGGGGUGGCGCAGAUUGGCGAGUUCUAUGGAGCAACUGAGUGCAACUGUAGCAUUGCCAACAUGGAUGGCAAGGUGGGGGCCUGUGGUUUCAACAGUCGCAUUCUCCCAAACGUGUACCCCAUCCGGCUGGUGAGAGUCGAUGAAGACACCAUGGAGCUGGUUCGGAACAGCAGGGGCCUGUGUGUGCCAUGCCGCCCUGGGGAACCAGGUCUUUUGGUGGGCCGUAUCAACCAGCAGGAUCCAUUACGGCGCUUUGAUGGCUACGCUAACCAGGACGCUACAAGGAAAAAGAUAGCUCAUAAUGUCUUCAAGAAAAACGACUCUGCAUACUUAUCAGGUGACGUUCUUGUAAUGGAUGACUUUGGAUACAUGUAUUUCCGGGACCGUGGAGGUGACACAUUUCGAUGGCGAGGAGAAAACGUGUCUACCACUGAGGUGGAGGGAAUACUCAGCAGCCUCCUGUGUCAGACCGACGUGGCCGUGUAUGGAGUAGCAGUGCCAGGUGUGGAAGGGAAGGCCGGAAUGGCUGCCAUCGUUGACACAACGGGAAGCUUUGAAUGCAACAGUUUCUUGCAGAAAGUCCAGCAAGCGCUUCCCCCUUAUGCUCGACCUGUGUUCUUACGAAUCUCUCCACAUGUAGACACCACAGGUACAUUUAAAAUCCAGAAAACCAGGCUGCAGAGGGAGGGAUACGACCCACGCCUCACCACUGACCAGAUCUACUUUUUAAAUGCUAGAGCUGGACGUUACGAGGCUGUCGAGGAGGAGCUGUACAAUGCCAUAACAGAGGGAAAAGUCUCUCUAUAACAGGGGGGACGUCAUGGUGCCUUGGUUAGACAGCUGUAGAGGAUAAGGUUCGUACCUUGGUGUCAGCAUCAAUCAGUCUGCUGCUCCACCCGCCUGGAUUUUAACCAUUCAGGGAUCAGAGUUGAAAUAGUUACUUACAUAGAAAGAGUCGGAACUGUUACGGAUAAGAGUUUAACACUGUAUGAGUAACACACGAAGACAUAAUGUGAGGGCAUUUAUUCCCUUUUAAUAACUUAUUUUUAAUCAAUAUUUGAACACCUCAAAAAGCUAUACCGAACAAAGUGGGCAUUCCCCACAAUCCAUGUGAUAGGAUACAUGUUACAGUGGUGUGGUGAGUGUGGUAAAGGGGAGGAUCAGGCCAGAUUUAGUUACAGGGUAUGUAACUGUUCAUGAAAUAUGCUGCAAGAUCAAUUCCGUGUAGGUUUAAGCAAUACUUGAGUGUGAAGCUAUGGGGUUACUGUUACAAUGUGACUACUAGAUUAAACACUAACAAUAGAGGUAUUUUUUAAUGAAAUUGAAGAACUAAUCCCACUUGUUGUUUGAACCUUUGAACAACACAGGCACGGGUUUACACAUUUUCACAAGUUGUUACUGUAUGUGCCUUAUCAGACUCCAGUUUUAGAGGUUUUCUUCAUCAGUUAGUUUUUCACAUUGUGUUCAACCAUUUCCUGGAAAGCAGCUCACAUGAAUGUGGAAGUUACGGGCAUGAUUUUUGUGUCAUGCAAGGCUGAGUCACAGACUGACCAUUGUUGAGUGUCUUAUCAGUGUAAUAAUAUAUAGAUGUUAAAGAUUGUAAGGCUAUUUACAUUUGAAAUCAUCCAGACUACAUUUGUUCCGUUUUAAUGCUAAUUAAAUGCUUUAAAGUA